This is a messenger RNA of Vombatus ursinus (common wombat), 928 nucleotides long. Its product is annotated as apoptosis-associated speck-like protein containing a CARD. Bases 89 to 679 code for a protein of 196 amino acids. The record is from RefSeq and is a predicted model, not a curated record. The transcript is spliced from 3 exons. NCBI's taxonomy places the organism in Eukaryota, Metazoa, Chordata, Mammalia, Diprotodontia, Vombatidae. Gene Ontology annotation, biological process: inflammatory response; regulation of apoptotic process; innate immune response. Gene Ontology annotation, cellular component: canonical inflammasome complex.
AUGUCUCUAUCCUCAGCCAGCCACCGUCACUCCUAGGAGAAACUGUGAGAAAGGCAGAGAUCACGCCGAUCAUUGAGUUCUAGGAGCCAUGGGGCACACCCAGGAUCUCAUCUUGAAGUCCAUGGAGAACUUGACCAUCAAUGAGCUCAGGAAGUUCAAGCUCAAACUUUUCCCUCAUCCACUAUGGGAUGGUUUUGACUGUAUGCCCAGAGGGGCCCAGCUUCCCCUGGAUGCCUUGGACUUCACCAACAAAACAGUCAACCUCUACCUGGAGGACUAUGGGUUGGAGUCGGCAGAGGUGCUCAGGGAGCUGGGUGAGCUAGAGGAGGCGGUCAGUCUUCAGGAGACUGUGAAGUCUGCCUCAGGAUGUGUCUCAGAUGGAAAUGUAGCCCAAUCCACUCCAGUACCAGCCCCAACAUCCACCCCAUCAGUUCCCUCUGUCCUAUACCCCCCAUGGAUACAUUUUGGGGACAAGUAUUGGACAGACUUCCUCAACUGUGUCAUCCAACUGGACCCUGUCCUAGACAAAUUGUAUGGAAAUGUCCUCAGCAAGGAACAAUACCAAGAAGUCAGGGCUGAGGACAUCAAUCUGGACAAAAUGAGAAAGCUCUGCAGCUUCAUGGCAGACUGGUACCUCAGCCACAAAGACCUGUUCCUUAAAGCCUUGAGGGAGACCUAGCCUAUCCUGAUGGAAGAUCUGAAGUGAGAUGGAAGGAUGCCUUUUCACCUCUAACCCACAGAACUGUUCUUUGAGGAAAGAAAAGAAAAGAAAGGAAAAGAAGGAUUUAAUAUCUAAAUAAAAGCAAGCCAAGGCAGCAGUCAAAUGAAAAGGAAGAGAAGGAGGUAGAGAAGGGAAAAAACCUACAGCUAUUGCUUCUACUACAAUCUCUCAGAACACAGCUCCUGUGCUGGGACGCAGGUGUCUAGU